This is a messenger RNA of Filobasidium floriforme, 1159 nucleotides long. RefSeq lists its product as uncharacterized. The record is from RefSeq and is a predicted model, not a curated record. The transcript is spliced from 2 exons. The coding region runs from base 118 to 903 and encodes 261 amino acids. NCBI's taxonomy places the organism in Eukaryota, Fungi, Basidiomycota, Tremellomycetes, Filobasidiales, Filobasidiaceae.
UAUCGAGGCAGUACCAGGUAGCCCUGCGUCACCUUGACAUAGGUGUUGGCGACCUUGUCAGUAUACGAAACGGCGUGAGCGGGCGGUCCGGUCGGCUUGACUCGGGUCGUUGGGCGGAUGAUUGGUUCAAGCCAGACCGAGGGUUUCUUCUCGGGCCGAGCACCCGCACGUACAGCGGCUUGGGUCGGUGUGAACCCAAUCGGCUUGACCUCUUCUUGGAUCUUGGAACGAUCGAGCACGACACCGUGCCAUACAGCAAGAAUGGGAACGGACAGGAGUUCAACAGACGUCGAUGGAAGAGCAGCCGGUAUCGCCGAGGCAACAUCGUCUAUCAACAAAGUACGGGCAGAGUUGCGAGCUAGACGGGCUGCCCGUCUCGCGGAUAGUUCGGCCUCAGGACUUCCUCAGGCGACAAACAUCCCCAAGUUAGAGGACUUGAGAUCGAAACAGGACGUCCGGUGGACUGUCGUCGAGCGAUACAUCCUGAGCACCCUGCUCGAUGACGACCACGAUACUACCUUACGGGAUGCCGCUGCAAAGGCAGCGGUUGAGAUGGAAACCGAGGGAUUCAAAUCUGGACUCGACAGCCGGCAGUGGAACACUGCCGAUGAUACUCGAGUGCACGGAGUCAGGAUCCGCCUGGUCAAACUGAUCCUCGGGCUUCGCGAGGUCCAGCAGGACGAGCCUACUACGAGUACUCUUCUACCUGAUGUAGUCUUCCUCGAGCGAUGGACGACGGCUUCGAGCAUCUUCGAGUAUCACGACCGACACUGGGUCCGUGAUCGACAUCAACGGAAGAGGGAGGAAGAUGAGGCUCCACCGGUCAUGCUGGCGUUCCCUGAUGAUGGAACGACGACCAUGUACGAACUCGGAAAACGGGUCUGGAUGCAUAGUAGACGGUGAUUUCACACUACUGUAUGCCCCCGGGUGGAGAGAGGUCUCGAGGACCUAGAUAUUAUUGUAGGAACCGGGCCGAUCGUAUCCAGUGCUCGCUGCCGAGUUGAUAAGACCACGCCAGACUGAAAGGCGUUUCGUUGAUCGACAUCUCCUUCAGUUGUAUGUAUGCCGUGACCUGUAUCGUUUAUGCUCCGUGUGUUGGACAAUGCACCGAUCACUCUGUGUUCAGACUCAUAUCACUCGAAGGUCCGAUAUAUCUUUG